GAAGGCGGACGAAGGAAGGCGGAUGUGAGCCAGCCGAGCUCGUGAAGAUUUGCCAGCUGGCCGAGUGUCGUCAACACCACAACCGCCGCGUUCGUCCACGACUCCAGUCCGAAUGUAUGGAGGCUCCGCUCGCUUAUUUGUCGAUUCGAGCCCGUCGCGAUGGAAUUGAAACCGCGGAGGCAGCUCACGUCGACUCGGCGAAGCGGGAUGUAAACAAAACAGCGCGGCGGCAAUGGCGAGAGGAACAAAAGAGACUGGUCUUCAACUAACCAGCAGUUAAACCGGUUAACGUUAGCCGACUUAACUGGGACUUCAUUACAGGGGAGGACCCAGUUGCAUCCUCGUCUAACGAAAGCCGAACUGAAGUGAAUGCCUGUUGGCCAUGGCGGCUGUGGUUAGUUACACGCCACCGUGGUGGGUCAACCUGCUGCACCGACUUCCACAUUUCAACUUCAGGUUCGAGCGAACGAGCGGCGACUUCCAGCCAGAGGACUGGACCUAUCAACAGUCCAUCCUGUUACUCGGAGGUGUGGCGCUGGCCUGUCUGGCUCUGGACCUGCUGUUCCUGCUCUUCUACUCCAUUUGGUUGUGCUGCCGGCGCAACAAAAACCAGGAUCAACCCUCGGCCGACUGCUGCUGCACCGCUUGGUGUGUCAUCAUCGCAACGCUCGUGUGCAGCGCUGGCAUUGCUGUAGGUUUCUAUGGGAACGGCGAGACUUGCGACGGAGUGAAUCGGCUGACUUAUUCCCUGCGCCAUGCAAAUCGCACAAUCAGUGGUGUGCAGAAGCUGGUUUCCGAUGGAACGUCUUCGCUGAACCGGACGGUAGAUGACAACCUGCAGCAGCUUGAGGGCCAGUACGCCCAGCACGCGGACUACCUGUCCAUCAUCCAAAAGCUGCAGGGAGAGCUGGACGAGCUGGUCAAGCAGAUGGCGGAGAUCCCUUUCUGGGACAACAGCAACAUCUCCCUGGAGGAGCUGGCUGUCCGAAUCGAGCUGUAUGACUGGUACAGGUGGCUGGGCUAUCUCGGUCUGCUGCUUUUCGAUGUCCUCAUUUGUCUGCUGGUGCUGUUUGGCCUCAUUCGCAAGUCCAAGGGGACGCUGAUCGGGGUGUGCUUGUUUGGUGUCGUGGCUCUGGUGGUCAGUUGGGCCUUGCUUGGGCUGGAGUUUGCUGUCUCUGUGACCUCCAGCGACUUCUGCGUGGCUCCUGACACGUACGUCACCCAAGUGGCUGACCAGUAUGGAGUCAUUAAUCAAGAAAUCCUCAAGUACUACCUUAGUUGCAGUUUGGAGCAAACCAACCCCUUCCAGCAGAAGCUGUCUGGGAGCCACAAAGCACUUGUUGAGAUGCAGGGCGAUGUGCUGGAGCUUCUGCGCUCGUCCACCGGGGAAUACAAACAAACUCAGGGAAGCUUGGAGCAGAUCCAGGGGAUACUGAACACCACAGAGAUCAGCCUUCAUCAGCUCACAGCCUUGGUGGACUGCCGCAGCCUGCACAUGGACUACGUGCAGGCCGUGACGGGGGUGUGCUACGACGGGCUGGAGGGCCUCAUCUACCUGGUGCUCUUCUCCUUCGUGACGGCCCUUAUGUUCAGCUCCAUUGUUUGCAGCGUGCCUCACACCUGGCACAAAAAGCGGGCUGCAGCGGCUCCCUCUGGUGGCGCCUCACAGUGUCUUCUGCCGUGUCUUGCCAGGGCGGAGGAGGACAGCGAUGACGGCUCGCUGGGUCGCAGCGGGAGGCAGAACCAUGACAACCUGUACCGUGUCCACAUGCCCAGCUUAUACAGCUGUGGCAGCAGCUACGGCAGCGAGACAUCCAUCCCUGCCGCCGCGCACACCGUCACCAACGCGCCAGUCACCGAGUACAUGACUCAGAACGCCAACUUCCCAAACUCCCGCUGUGAAAACACGCCCCUGAUCGGCCGAGAGUCUCCUCCGCCCUCGUUGUAUUUGACUCCCGCCCACACUAACAGCGGCCACAGCUGGCAGCUAAAGCCUUCGGACAGCUCCAGAUCGUUUUGGUAACCUCGCCUGCCAUGCUAACAGAUACGUUUUCAACGUGAGACAACAGGAUAUCAACAACUUGGGAGUAUUUGAGGAGGAGUGGCGUGACAAAAUGGAGUCAUCAAUACUAAACAUACUCAGGUGAUACAGUAGGAGACGACAGUUCUGUAACAUCUUCUGAACACCUCUGAAGAUAAGUAUUAAAAGCAUGGUUGCAUCCUAAAUGUUCUUGUACGACAGAUUCUGUACCAAAAUGUCCAAGAAAAACAACGACAUGACCUUUUAAAGGAGACGUAUUAUGCAUUUUUUUUUCCACAAUCAAAGCAGUUUGCAGAUAUUUUAAUAACAUAUAUGACAUGUUUUCGUCAAAAUACGCCAAGAAUCUCAGCACACCCUAUUCUUUCUUGUCUUGCUGAAUUGGAAUUCCUGAAUCAAAAUGAAUUAUCCCGUUUUUAGGAGCGGGCCAGUGGUGCACAGUCCAGAUUGGACACAUCACCAAACAGGAUAUUAAUGUGGUUAUUUAAUAUCACAGUUGCUGGGUGGGCAGGCACACCAGAGGCCAGAUAUACAAGCAAGCCAUAAUAUGUCCCCAUUAAAAUGAAUAUACUGUUGUUUGCACUUCUAUUUUCUUUGUGGUGCUGCUUCUGUGUUUUGAUCAGCUUUCUACCGCAGUGUUUCCCAACUUUUGAGCCAUAUGAAUACUUAAAUAAUGAUGUUGUUGUCUCAGCUUAGUCACAGUUGUACUUACUGUGAUAUCUGGGCCUGUUUGUUUGAACACUUAGCGCAUACGCUCACUCUGUUGUAGGAAUGGCAGGUUUAUUUUUUAUUUCUUCCAUCUAGUGGAAGCACAUAACAUUUUUCUGACUGUCAAUACACAUCACUGACAUAGAUAAAUGAACAAUGAUAUUUUGUAAUAAGUAAAUAAGUUUCCAAACAGACCAAUUAAGUGAAAUUCUCUCAUAUCACCUUGGUUGGGAAUCACUGGUUUACUCUACUCCCUGGUGUUUAGCUUAAGAAGUGACCUGUUUGCAGCCAUGAUGGGUGGUGCAUGUUUAACCUUUGUGUCCUCACCCUUACCCCGUCAUGAAGAAUUUUUCUACUCUAUUUUAAAGUGCUCGGGAAAAUCUUUAAGACUUUAUGUCAGUUUUUUUUAUCUUAUUUUUUGUUGUUACUAUUUUGUUCUAUUGGUCAUAUUUUUCCUUCUGCUUUUUGC
Messenger RNA from Phycodurus eques (leafy seadragon), 3215 nucleotides. RefSeq names its product tweety family member 3a (gene ttyh3a). Bases 383 to 2023 code for a protein of 546 amino acids. The record is from RefSeq and is a predicted model, not a curated record. NCBI's taxonomy places the organism in Eukaryota, Metazoa, Chordata, Actinopteri, Syngnathiformes, Syngnathidae. The transcript is spliced from 16 exons. Gene Ontology annotation, cellular component: plasma membrane. Gene Ontology annotation, molecular function: volume-sensitive chloride channel activity; intracellularly calcium-gated chloride channel activity.